Pristis pectinata (smalltooth sawfish) is the source of this 10608-nucleotide messenger RNA. It is a transcript of the gene cdkl5, whose product is annotated as cyclin-dependent kinase-like 5. Bases 332 to 3385 code for a protein of 1017 amino acids. Gene Ontology annotation, biological process: positive regulation of axon extension; intracellular signal transduction; regulation of dendrite development. Gene Ontology annotation, molecular function: ATP binding; MAP kinase activity. NCBI's taxonomy places the organism in Eukaryota, Metazoa, Chordata, Chondrichthyes, Rhinopristiformes, Pristidae. The transcript has 20 exons. The record is from RefSeq and is a predicted model, not a curated record. Gene Ontology annotation, cellular component: nucleus; dendrite cytoplasm.
UGGAAGAUGGCGGUUUGGUAGAGAGGUGGCUGCUGCGGAGCUGAGCGGUUCCCAUUGCGGGAUACUGGAGAUCACUGCUGCUUGGAGACAAUGCACUUGGUGCCAGAUUUGAAGACUUGGUCUUUGAACCCUCUUCUAAGGAUACCAAAAGACUAUGCUGCUGCAUUGGAGACGGACAGCAUUGUGACUGGACUCAGACAAGUAUGAAGGAUGUGAAGUUGAUUUGUUGGAAGUUCUGCUUCUCUGGACACUGUAUGAAACCUGCCUGCAUAGUUAAUUUUUGUAACUAUGAUGUGAUUUGGGAUCACAUUUUUCAGAGAAAUUUGUCUUCAUGAAGAUUCCUGACAUUGGUGAUGUGAUGAAUAAAUUUGAAGUCCUUAGAAUUGUAGGUGAAGGAGCCUAUGGGGUGGUACUAAAGUGCAGGCACAAGGAAACCAAUGAAAUUGUGGCUAUCAAGAAAUUCAAGGAUAGUGAAGAAAAUGAAGAAGUUAAGGAGACGACAUUGAGGGAGCUUAAAAUGCUCCGUACUCUAAAGCAAGAAAAUAUUGUUGAACUUAAGGAGGCUUUUCGAAGAAGAGGAAAGCUAUAUUUAGUCUUUGAAUAUGUAGAGAAGAAUAUGCUUGAAUUACUUGAAGAAAUGCCAAAUGGUGUUCAGCCUGACAAAGUGCGGAACUAUAUCUAUCAGCUAAUCAAAGCAAUUCAUUGGUGCCACAAGAAUGAUAUUGUUCAUCGAGACAUCAAACCAGAAAAUCUUCUAAUCAGCCACAAUGAUAUGUUGAAGUUAUGUGAUUUUGGAUUUGCUCGGAACUUGUCAGAGGGCAGCAAUGCAAAUUACACAGAAUAUGUGGCCACUAGGUGGUAUCGUUCACCUGAGCUACUGCUUGGAGCUCCAUAUGGAAAGGCUGUUGACAUGUGGUCUGUGGGCUGCAUUCUUGGAGAACUAAGUGAUGGACAGCCACUUUUUCCAGGAGAGAGUGAAAUAGAUCAACUUUACACAAUUCAGAGAGUUUUGGGACCACUGCCAUCUGAGCAGAUGAAGCUGUUUUACAGUAAUCCUCGUUUUCACGGCCUACGGUUUCCUGCUGUAAACCACCCUCAAACUCUGGAGAGAAGAUACCUUGGUGUUAUUAGUGGAGUUAUGCUAGACCUCAUGAAGAAUUUGCUGAAACUGAAUCCAUCUGAAAGAUACCUAACAGAACAGUGCUUGAACCACACUGCUUUCCAGACCCAGAGACUUUUGGAUAGGUCUAGUGGCACUUCCCCUACACGGGUAACUAAAAGGAAACCUCAUCAUGCAGAAAAUAGAAAUCACAGCAGCAAAAGUACAUCACUAUCUACUAGAUCAGAUAGCAGAGAUCAGCAGAAUCUAGGUGUCAAUAUUAAGCGAGGUGACGACAGCAAUCAACAUGAUAGCCUUUCCUGUGAAAGUUCUGCCCCACACAGCCCUGCCCUCAUUCCUUCACCGGACUAUCAACAGACCAAACAGAAUCUCUCUGGUAGCAAGGAUUUUGCCAAUACUAACUUACCACUUCUUCCUAGUCCACGCCUAGCAUCCAAGGAAGCACAUGCAAAGACUAAAACUGAUUUCCAGGCUGAUCAGAAGAUUGUGGAAGGUCCUGGUGCAAAAUAUUUAAAACCUAAUACAAAAUCACAGCAGAAUCGGCACUCAUUUGUAGAAAUGCCACAAAAUAAAACUGGAACUCUGCCAAUUGAAAAACCCAACCGUCAUAGUUACAUAGAACCAGUGCAAGGUUCUGUGUCGCAACAAUCAAAGAACUCGGCAGCUUUAACACCAUCCAAAUCAUACAGGACAUUGAGUGAUUCAAGGUCAGUUGGAAACCUUAAUGAAAUGAAAGUGCAUGGGGAGGAUCAGUCAUCCAGGUAUUUUCCUUCAAGCUGCUUGGAACUCACUGCUUCAAACAAUACUUUAUCAACUGGACCCAAUGAGAACAGGCCAGCACAGAAUCCUCCAGCUAUGAGUAAAGGUCUAGAAACUCGCAAACCAUCUACGAGACAUUCAACUAAUGAAGAUGAGCUAAAGGUUCCUGCUAGCCAUCUUGAAGGGGGUCAUUCACAUUCAGCAUCUGCUCCACAUGAGUCUUUUCCUUUUGAUCUAAAUUAUCCCAGUCCUUAUGCCUCCAAAUCACGUUCACAGAGACAUUCUAUGUAUAUUCCAAGGAAACAAGUAUCUGAAAUUAGCUCUGGAAGUGUGGGACAGGGAAUGCCUACUAGGACAAAUAGUUUACAGAUGUUAUCUCCUCAAAUGCAACAUGCUCGGACGUCUCUCAAUAGAGGUUCUUUGGGCUCUUCUCGUGAGGAUUUUGCUGAAACUCCUGGGAUGGAGCAAUCCUUAACUGAUGGAAAGCACAGCAGACCGCCAAUCAAAGAUUCUACCAGGGACAAUACAGUGUCAUUUCAUAGCCAUCAACAUCAGAUUGAGCCUGGAGGAUAUCAUGACAUACACUUAGAAGAUGGUAUAUCCACAAAAGAAAAUAAAUAUGUAUUUUCGGACACAGUGCCCAGGGAUAGACGAGUACGAAGUUAUUAUGAAGAUUAUUCUUCAUUGGAGGGAACAUUCAGUGAGAGAGGACCAAUUAAUGUGCCAAUGGCUGGUAACAUUCAGUCAAAGCAUUCCAAAAGACAUACUGCUAUGGACCUUUGGAAAAGUACAGAAAAUCUUAACAUAAACCCUCCAGAGCAAACUAAGGAAAAGGGGAAAGGUUUCUUCAGAGCAAUAAAAAAGAAAAAGAAGAAAUCACAAACUGCAGAAAACAACGAUGGAGAAAAUCCAAGUAUCAGAAAAUCCCUCUUUCCUCUUUUUAGUGCAAAGAGCCAUUUAAAACAUAUGUGUUCCUCAAGAGAACUUCCUGUAGUCAAUCUUCCCAUGAUGCCUAGUAGUGAUGGCCAUGAUCGCCAGGCAUUACAGAAAGCUCUACAAUCACGUCAAAACAGAAGCAAGGACUGGCCCACGGACAAAAUGGUGGAUGAUCAGCCUCAGAAACACCCCUUGAAAUCUCUGCGAAAGUUCUUGCAACUCCCUACUUCAUUUAGUCACUCUGCUUCAUCAGAUGUGCGAUUUCAAGCUUUGCCAAGCCAGCCAGCCAAAUCUACUCACAGUGAGGGGCGCCUCCAUGCAACAGGACAGACUCAUAACAGCAAUAUACGACAAGAUUCCCAGGCAAAACCUAGGCCAAAUUUCCAACUACCUGGCCAAAUGGAACCAAUCUGGCAUGUGCUACCAAGUGGCAGGACUGGAAUUGAUGGAGCUAUGAACUCUGACCAGAUAAUCUCCAAGUCAAGUCAGAAUGGUCAUUCUCUACAUUUAACCAGAACAGCACGUCCCAGAAUGCCAAAUUUAAAUGAUUUAAAGGAAACAGCACUGUAGUUGUAGUUUGUGUUGUUGUUCAGAAAGCUGAACAGUAGUCUUAUUUCAGAUCAAUAACCUGUCAUCCAUGUAGUAAACAUUACUAAAGUAAUGUUUUAAGUAAAAAAAAGCACCAGUGAUAAGCAGAAUUAUUUUAAAUUGAAAAUUUUCAAGAAACCACCGAACAGCCGUGUAGAAAUGACAUGUAUAAUGAUUUUUAACACAGCUCACAAUUCAUAUGGUGUUGGAAUUAUUCUGUAUCAGUUAAACAGUUUGUAGUUAUAGCAAACAUUAUAUUUGUAUAUUAUUGGAGAGAAAUUAUUGGAGAUUGUCAUGGGAUCCAUGUUUUCACAAGAGCACAAUGUUAUAGUGUACUAAUAUACAGUUUAUUCACAAGCUGCUGAUGUUUUCUGGCAUUUGGUACACUUUCUUCCUCAUAACUAUUAUAACUUGCAUUAUAUUUAAGCAUAUGAAUAGUGGUAUUUCAGCAGAUAUUCUGGUAAUUAUAUUUGGUGUGCGCGAUUAGCAGCUUGUCGAAGUUUGAUAAAAGGAUUUUAUUUUUGGUAUGUAAUCUAUACAAAGUACUUUAUGAAAAUGAUAUAUAGAAUUAACUUAAAUUACAUAGUUACGAAUUGCAGUGUCAUUAACUGAAAAUGCAACACUAACACCCAUUUCAACCAAUGAUGUUAUUAAAAAUGAUUGAGCCUAUUAUUUUGCAUUUUAUGCAGCUGAGAUCAUAUUUUCAUUCAUUUAGGUAAUGGAUAAUAGGCUUCAAUCCAAUCAUCUGGCUUGAACUAAGUGAAUUAAGGUUAAAGGUUUUAAUUUCUUCAUCUUGUGCUAAACAGUGAAUUACAUAUAUAUAUAUAUAUAUAUAUAUACACACACACACACACAGACACAUAUAUAUAUAUAUAGUAUAGAAAAUAAAAAUUCACAUGCACAUGAUGAUCUGAUUAAGUAAGUUGUGAGAGUAUAGCUGGAAUUGAUUUCAAAACAUCCAGAUCUCUAGUGUUAGAUGAAAAAAAAAUUUCAGUGAAAAGAUUGCAACAUUUUUUAAGAAAGGUUUAUUUCUGUUCUUUCCCCAUAUAAAUUGUGUAACCCUCAUUAUCUUCACUUCUGAAUUUUGUUGUAUUUUGUACUAAACCUGCUUUGGCUCCUCCCAUCUUCUAAGAUUUGAUGCUUGUUUAUAUACCAGUGCAGUAAUACAUAUAUAUAUAUAUAUAUAUAUAUAUAUAUAUAUAUUGUUUCCUCAUGUGGAUGUAAUGACACUAUUGUUGCAUAUUUUGGUUGCUUGAGUGUCACUGUGUUUUGUUGAUGGCCUUAGAUAAUGUUAGUGGGUCAUAUGUCAGUAACAAAAUUACACAACCUUUUCCAGUGGUAUGUUUCCCUUAGUUGAUUACUGUUAAGGGAUAAAACAUGGAGUUCUCAUCUUCCUUCUUUCCCGUCUGUGCCUAUUCAUUGGAGUUGAUGGGAACAGGAUUUCUACAAAGUGUUUCAUACCGUGUGGUAGUUUUUCAGCAUCAUGCUAAUUCUGAUCUGAUGCUUUCUUGCUGGUAUGUCCUCUAACUAACUAACUAACACAUAUAUUUAUAGUGGCGAUGGAUUGCUUCACCAGAGUAUAAAAAUGUCUACUCAAACUGAGGUGCAAGUGAAUGACAAGCCCAACAGGCUCAGAUCCCCUACCAAAAAAGCUUGUGGCCAUACCUGACAUGAAAAAUAUUUAUUAUAAAAAUAGUACAUUUUCUAGAUUGUAAUUGCCCUUUAAAUUGAUUCAGCUUCAGACUGUGUUCUUUUGUGUUGGAGCAUCCAAGUUAUUUCUGUGUUAAUUUUCAUUUUAAGCGCCUAAAACUUUUUUUUUGUGAUUCCACAGACAAAAAAAGUGUUUUGGGAGAAAGCAAUGGGCAAAAGAAACAGAAGUAAAAUUGCAUCCUGGAAAUCUAAAUUAAAACAAAAAAUGGUUGAUAAAAGCAGCAGAUCAGUUCUGAUGUUGGCUCAUUAAUGAGAAAUGUUAACAUUCUUUUUCUUCCUGGAGACACUGCCUAUAAGAUGAAUAUUUUCAGUGUUUCCUGUAAAGAAAAUGUUAGCCUUUUGUAUUAGCAUUAUUUUUUAAAAAGAGAAAUAGCACCAGAACGUAUGUCAUCCAAAAAUAGCAAUUCUGGAGGAAAUUACCAAAGCUUUUUUGUGUCAUUUUUAAUAGACCGCAUAUAGAUCUGAGAUAGAAUUUAAGAAUUUACAUUUCACAUUUAAUUUUCUGUCUAGAACAGUCUGCCUUCUUUUAAAUAUCAACAGAAGAACAGCCAAAGGUAUAUGAACAAUAGAACAGCACAGGAACAGGCCCUUUGGCCCAACAUGUCUGCACCGACCGUGAUGCCAAUCUAAACUAAUCCCAUUAGUUUGCUCAUGGUCCAUAUCUCUCUAUUCCCUGCCUGUUCAUGUAUCUGUCUAAAUGUCUCUUAAGAGUUGAUAUUAUAUCUGUUUCUACAACCUCCCCUGGCAGUACAUUCCAGGCACCUAUCACUGUCUGUGUUUUUAAAAAAGUCUUUUAAACUCCCCCGCCGCCCCACCUUAAACCUAUGUACCCUAGUAUUUUACAUUUCCACACUAAGAAAAAGACUCUGAAUAUCUACCCUUGCUAUGCCUCUCAUAAUUUGAUAUACUUCUAUCAGGUCGCCCCUCAGCCUCUGACGCUCCAGAGAAUACAAUCCAAGUUUGUCCUAUGUGUUCUUGUAUUUAAUACAUGCCAAAUCCAGGCAAUGAACCUCUUUUCACCCUUUCCAAAGUCUCCACAUCUUAGUGUGGCAGCCAGAACUGCACACAAUGCUCCAAAUAUGGCGUAACUAAAGUUUUAUACAGCUGCAAAAUGACUGGCCGUAUUUUAUACUCAGUGCCCUGACCGAUGAAGGAAAGCAGGCCGUACACCUUCUUCACCUCUUAUAUUGCUCCUAAGGGCCCUGCCAUUUACUCUGUACGUUCCUCUUGCAUUUGGCCUCCCAAAGUGCAACAUCUCACACUUGUCUGGAUAAAACACCAUCUGCCAUUUUUCUGCCCAAAUUUCCAGCUGAUCUAUAAUCUGCAAUAUCCUUUGAUGACCCUCCUCGCUAUUCACAACUCCACCAAUUUUGUGUCAGCUGCAAACUUUUAAUUAAACAUCCACAUUUUCAUCCAAAUCAUUUAUAUAUUAUAUAAUAUAUAUUACAAAUAACAUGUCCUGGCAAUGAUCCUCGCAGAACACCACCAGUCAGAGACAUCUAGUCAGAAAAUAAAAUGUCACUAACUGUGUACAUAUAAUUAUUCUUCACAGCAUCUUUUUUCCUCAAAGUAUACAUUUUGGGUGAAUACCAGCAAUAGUAAUGCUCAAAUUAUGUAUAGAGCAAAAGUUACGAACUGUUAUUGAGCUUAUGAACACAUUACAGUCACAGUUUCCAGGUACAAUUCAUUUAAGACCACUGAAUCAGAACUGUCACAAUAUGCUAAAACAUUAAUUUUCCAGUGGGUCAUGGGGUUGGUUAGUUAGCAAACUCAGUAGAGAUUUUUUUUAAAACACAUCAAUGAAAUUUUAUGAUGGGCUGAGUGGAAUUUGCCUACCUGAGAGGCCAUAGAUUUCAUUGUUUAGUCAUAAUGAAUAAAAAGAUUUCAUCACAAGUGAUCAAAAAACAUUAUAUAAUUUCUGAACUUAUCCCUUGGCAAGGAGUGAUAAUUCAUCAAUAAACUUAGAUAUUUACCAGUUUUUAAACAAACAAAUGAAUAUGGAUUUCUGUCAAAAGAGGACAUUAUCAUAACCAUCUGCAUAACUGUCCUAUUUAGGAAAUUAUAAAUGGUCAUAUGCCAAUUUAAUAGCAAUGACAGUUGCAAAUGAGACUUGAUUUUCAAUUUAAUUUUGAUCUUCUUCUUGCAAUGGGUCUUUAUCUCAGAUUAAUUUUUUUUAGCAAGCUGUAAGUAGUUCAGUUUUAAAAUGUUUGUAUUCCAAACUUCCCAAGACAGCAAAACACUAAAUUUGCAGCAAAGCAAAUUUGCCCAGAUUUCUCCAAGUUUAACUAAUGACUUUACACAUACACUGUUCCUUGAAAAUUGUGCCUUGUUGGUUUACAGUUAAAUUUGAACAACGGUGCAUUAUUUCUUUAAUUGGUAUCUUGCCUUAUUUUUAUUUGAAAGAUUUCCACAACUUGUAAAUCAACAUCUUUUCUAGGAAAGACUGAUUUGCGAUUGUUUUGUGUUUGUCCUCAAAUAAUAUGUGGUGGAUCAACAUUGUCACAUUCAUGUUUUUUUCCUAGUCUCCCUCUUAGGAUUCCUACAUGAAGAAUUUUGCAUGAUCCUUUUAGAUAAAUUCUCCAGGUUCCUCAUUGAGCUUACUUUUCACAAUUUCCUUUGUUGUGCAGACUAACUUGACAUUUAAGAAUAUAUAUUAUAAAAUAGGAUAUUCAGUCCAGACAAUGUAAUACAGGUAUUCAAUGGCUUCUGCCAUGACUGGUGAAAAAUUUCUGUUCUUUGUGAACAAGCAUUCGUACUAAUUCCCAUUUUGAAAUAUGCUUAUUUUAAAAUGUUCCAGAAACUAUCAAUUCUUUGAAUUGUGAUGUUGCGCUUUUCUAAAUGUAACUGCAUUCAAGCCUCUACUGGCCAUUUUCAGUAUUAAUGAGAUCAGUUACAAAACUUCAAUAUCUCUUAACAGAUAAAAUGUAAAACUGGCAUUUGCUUUGAAACAGGUUGAUUUUAUAUUCUGCAGAAUUUUAAGUUUUUAAAAAUUUACUGUUAUGGUUGCUGUUACAUCACAUUUUUUUACUUCACUUUUUCAUAUUAAAUGUUAUAUGGAAAGGUCAGUUUUCAGAACUAAAACUUUAAAAAAAAGUUGUUGCACAAAACAACCAGUAUGCAGAAAUUUUUAUGCCACAUUUUUAAAACAGCUUUUAUACAAUAGUAAUUGAUGCAGCAUUAACCCAGGGUCUAAAUAAUUCAGCAGAAUAUAAACCAGCAAGUGUAAUUUGUGUUUAUGUACAUUUUUGUCUGAAAGAAUGUGUUUCAUGCAUGCAGAUCCAAGUACUUCUUAACAGAUUUGUAUGGGUGUACACAAGUGUAUUAUCUCUUAGGUCUUAAUAGUACAGAUGUAUAGGGGUUAGAAAUUGCUACUGGGUUAAUAUUAAUAGGGGAAUCUAAUAAUCGUAAAUUGCUAUUUAAUAUUUUUCUGUUAAGAUAAUAUCCCAGAUGUACAAAGAAUAUGGAAACAAAAGUUGUGUUAAGGUGUAUAUGUAAUUCUCUAAAGUGUUUAAUGCCUAUAGUCACAACUUAAAUUAUAUUUUAGGCAGAUUUUUUUUAAAUCUGUGCACAUGUUUUCAAGAAUUCAAGUCCCAGUAAACUCAAAAGUCCUGUUUUUUUGGAAUUCUGUAAUGGCAGCGUGUAUAUGUUACAUAGUUGCAUUCUUGUUUGUUUACGCUGUUGCAGUUAUUCCCUUUAAAUAAUUAAUGCAAGAUAUAAAGCAUUUGUAAAUUGUUUAUAUAACAUUUAUAUGUUUGUAUAUUGAACCUUUAUCGUGUGUUUCCCAUCUGUAUGUACAACUGUUGUAAAAUUGAAUCAUAAUGUUGUCACUAAAUAUUGGCAUGAAAUUGGUUAAUUUUUACUAAGCACAAUGUAUUUUUGAAUGGAUCUUGUAAAACACACCUUUAUAAAAAUGCAAAUUUUUGCACUAAAAUAUCAAGUAUUCCUGCUUUCAAUACUGUGUGUGUGUAUAUAUAUAUAUAUGUUUAUAGUGGAAGUGAUACAUAAAGGCAUGGUGGUUUACAGGAAAAAUCUGUCUUCUGACAGGGUAUGUGAUUGAAAUAGAGUUAACAUGAAUACUUUAGUUUCCUUUUAUCUUUUAUAUUUAUUUGGUAACCGAAAACUGCAGACAUUCAUUGAUGUUAACUGAAAUUCCUUUGUUUCUUCUAGUUGAAAUUAAGUUUCUAUCUUGACUUGGCGCGAGACUAAUUCAGAUCAAAAGUGUAUUGCUUAUGUUAUUUUACACAUUCUGAAUGUUGCAAAAUGUAUUUAGAGGGUAAAAAUUGCAUUAUAAUAUUGACGGUGGAAAGAGGAGUGGUGCACGAGGCAAAUGCUGUUGUUGAUUUGCAUAUGCCCCAUAUGAUGAAAAUCGCUUUUUCAUGUUAAAGGCAGAAACUAAAUACAGUGGUAAAGUACAGAUACAUCUUUGAGGUCUAUUUUCAACAGGUCCAUCAUACUUUUCAUAUGCAUGUUACACACUUGAUCUACUCCAAUGCAUAAUACACUACUUUGCUUUUCUUGAAUUGUUUAAGUUAUCCAACCUCAGUAAAAUGUAAAACUACAUCAGAAUACACCAAGUAGGUUAUGCAGAGACUGCAGAGAGAACAUUGGUGUAGUUUUCGCAAGUGGUUCACACUUUAAAAGGUUAAUGGAUGGGACCUGAGCUGCUGGGUGUUGUUACUGGGUAGCAAAUGUUUUAAUCUGCACCAUGAAUUCAAAUCUAGCCCAGACUGACAGUAACAUCCACUCUGACUAGAAGUUUAAAUUCAGAGAAAUGCAUAGGAAGAUGUGAAUGAUAAGCACCAAGAUUUGCCAAACAAUGUUAAGUAUAAUUUAAAUAAAAAUGAUUUCUUUGUGACUUAAGCCAAGAAUAGAAAAAAACAAACUUAUUUAGGGAGAGGUGGUGGAGCGAAAGCCUGACCUAAAACCAAGAUACUGUAAUUGAAAUCACUGCCUGGAGAAAGAUGCUGUACAGAUUGGCUAUGUGAAGACUGAAGUAGGGUUGGUAAUAUUGCUGGUUGUCUCAUCACGUGAUCUGCCUUUUUUUCCCCAUUUACAAUAAUUUUGUAACUAAUAAACUAUUCAAAAGAUAUUGUGAAAACAUUUUUGAAAAGCAUGCUUCUUUCCUGGAUUACUUGCAUAAUCUGUCAUAUUAAUCUUUUAGUUCUUGGAAGCUCCAAGGCCAUCCUAAGGGAUAGAAAAAAACAAAGUGCCAGAAGGUGUACGUGCAUGAGAAGUUGAAAGAAUUAAUCAAUAAGGACAAAGUUUUUACAUUGACUGUUUUGGAAGUCAAUAGGGGUCAGCAAGGCCAGAGGUAGCAGGUGAAUGGGUAUUAAUGCAAGAUCUUUGGCCUGUCAUUUCUGGACUGAAUCCAACCUGUUGGACUAGAAUGAGAUUACUCAGUACCUCUAGAAAUUGCUUUUAAUUUGAUUGUUACAAAAGUAUUCCACUAAACAUCAAAUGAACUUAGUAAAUGUAAGCUACACUGGAUUAAAUUU